Molecule: messenger RNA, 1818 nt
Organism: Cladocopium goreaui
Lineage: Eukaryota; Dinophyceae; Suessiales; Symbiodiniaceae
Source: the annotation of a GenBank genome assembly
UCAUAUCGUUGCUUCGCCAUGAAUAAGCCGACGGAAGACGCCAGAGUUGGCGCAUCUGUCGGUGGUUUGCGCUUGCCUUUGCUUACACCCAUGCAGGAAGAAAUUCAUUGGGUUGAUGCUGAGAAAGGCGGAUCCAUUCUGGCUCAGCACGCUGCUGAAGCUUUGAAGAGUCGAGAGCUGCGUGUUGCAGUGGAUGCAGAAUGGCAGGACCCUAGGCCGCUGUCGCUUCUGCAGCUGGCACUCUCUGUCCGAAAGCAGCCUCCAACAGUCUUUUUGAUCGACAUGGUGCAGCCGCCCUGUGAGUCAACACUGGAUUGGUGCCGGAAGUUGUUGACGGGCAAGCACGAAGUCCUGGUCUUCAGCCCAAAGGAGGAUUCGCGAAGACUCGAAGAGGUCGGCUUGUUACCAGGAGUUGAUCAGUCAAACUGGUUGGAUUUGCAGCGACUUGAUUGGGGUUUGGGCAAUCAGCCUGGUCUUCAAGCAGUCGCAGCUUGGGCUCUUGGCCGUUGGAUGGACAAAUCCUUGCAAACCUCGAACUGGGACCAGCGCCCACUGACCCGAGAACAGCAAGAGUACGCUGCCUUGGAUGCCAGUGUUCUUCUGCAAUUGCAUGACUGUGAUCGUGCAGCCCUUCCACAAAAAGCAGUACUUCACGAAAAGGUUCAGAGCCCAAACCCCUCUGGAGACAUGGCUAUGGCACAAGAGAAGGAGCGGUGGAAUAGCUAUCGUAGUCAUCCCCAGAGACAGCGACCGCGCAUCCUUGCUGAAGGGGCACGUGAGAGGAAUGACGACCUGUGUUUCAUGCUGCCUGCAGCACUUACACGACUGAUGCGGAAGUUGCGUGGUUUGGGUCUUGAUACUGCCAUUCUUCGAGAGGGUGCUCCGCAACGAGAGCUGGUGGAGACUGCAGAGAACGAAGAUAGGAUCAUUCUGUACUACAACACCAAGAACUUGCUGCCUGCUCGAGUAUGCCAUCGCACCUACAUGCUCCGCAGCACAUCCCCUGACGAACAGCUGCGAGAAGUGAUCGAGGCUUUCGACGUAGAUGUCAACUCAGACUGUCUUUGCGGCCGCUGUGUGCAGUGCAAUGCCUGGGAUUGGCAACUGGUGGGCCGCGAGGAAGUCAAAGACAACCCUCAGGUGGCAGCAAAGACUUUGGAGAGCUUCGAUGAGUUUUGGCUUUGCGGCGGCUGUGGAAAGGUCUACUGGGAGGGCAAGAUGUUUGUGAAGGCUUUGGGGCACUUCCGCAGUUUUAUGCCAGAGUCCCUGGAGCGCCAAAGGGAAGAACAAAUGGCUGCCCGCAGCCAGGAGUUGGAAGAGCUUGGUUGGAGUGCCCCACGAAUUCGCGCAGCAUUGGUGCGUGAAGGGUGGCUCAGUGCAGAGAAAGCCCUGGAAGAAGAGGAAGAGGCCAUCGCAAAUGGGUACCCUGCAGCUAGUGCCUCUUCUGCACCACGGGUUUCUGCAUGCGGCCGACAGGGUUCCCGAGCACUACUCGCCGUCAUGCCAGCACUCUGCCUCUUCACAGGUAGAUCCUGGUCACCAGUGCUGCCCAGGAAUCACAUGCCACUGCCCAUUCGCAUCGUUGGACCGCAGGAGACCCGGUAUGCUCCUUUUGGCACUGGAUCGAGAGUGUGGGCAAGGACACUAUGCACUGAGACUGCGCUUAGAAGGAGGCUUCAUUCGUCUUAGUGUGUCGCUUCACGACCUUCAGCUCAGAUCAGUCCCUUUGCAAUUUUCUCACCCCUUGACUCUGCGAAGCAGCCAAGGGUGUGAUUUGUAGAUAGGCUGAUGAGCGGAAGCAAGGUCGCGAAGAAAAGG